AUGGCGUUCCUACACGCGCACUCGUGCGAGUGUCUUAAGUCGGAGCUUGAAUUAUUUUCAUUACCGCCAACCCAGACAACGAUCGAGGGGACACACUCUGUAUACUACAAACCAAUCUCAUCGUUGACGGAUGAUUCACCGAUAGAAUUUGUCGUCCCAGGCCAGGGGGAUGAGUACAUUGAUCUCGCGCAUACAAUGCUAAGUAUACGCGUUAAGAUAGAUGCUCCAGAUUAUAAAAAGACAGGGGGGCUAGAGGGCGUAUCACCCGAUGUAGGACCUGUCAAUAAUCUCCUACACUCAAUGUUCAGUCAGAUCGAUGUAUUUUUGAAUCAAAAACUUGUGUCUCCUCCUAACAACGCUUAUGCUUAUAGAGCUUAUAUUGAAACUCUAUUGAACUACGCAUACGCCGCGAAGACAUCGCAUCUUACAAGUGCUUUAUGGUAUAGUGAUACAGAGGGAGCAAUGGAUGAUAAGGGUGAUGGUAACAAAGGACUUGUAGAGAGACGGGAUGCAUUAGGCAAGGAUAGAACGAUCGAUCUUCUUGGACAUUUGCAUUGCGAUAUCUUCAAUCAGGAAAGGUUUUUACUGAACGGUGUUGAGAUGCGUUUGCGCCUUGUGCAGAACAAUAGCGCUUUCUGUCUCAUGACUGAUUUGAAAAACUGUAAAAUCCGCAUUACAGAAGCAUCGCUAAUCGUGCGACGCGUUAAGAUAGCCCCUGGUAUACUCCUGUCUCAUGCGAGAGCUCUGUCUAAAUCUAAAAAUUUUGCUGACGCGUGUCAGCAAAAUAUCCGCUGA
Molecule: messenger RNA, 795 nt
Organism: Venturia canescens
Lineage: Eukaryota; Metazoa; Arthropoda; Insecta; Hymenoptera; Ichneumonidae
Exons: 1
Coding region: 1-795 (264 amino acids)
Biological process (GO): deoxyribonucleotide biosynthetic process
Cellular component (GO): cytosol
Molecular function (GO): ribonucleoside-diphosphate reductase activity, thioredoxin disulfide as acceptor
Source: RefSeq, a predicted model, not a curated record